Bathycoccus prasinos is the source of this 1608-nucleotide messenger RNA. Its product is annotated as histone-lysine N-methyltransferase SUV39H1. Gene Ontology annotation, molecular function: protein binding. The transcript is spliced from 3 exons. Lineage: Eukaryota; Viridiplantae; Chlorophyta; Mamiellophyceae; Mamiellales; Bathycoccaceae. The record is from RefSeq and is a predicted model, not a curated record. The coding region runs from base 1 to 1608 and encodes 535 amino acids.
AUGCCUCCGAGCAAAACCGACAAGAUACUCGUUUCGCACUGUAAACUCAACACGUGGGUGAAAGUCGAAUCCGGCGAGACGCAGAAAUGGUUUGGACGGAUCAUGGAAAUCCACGCGAAGAAAAACAGCGUCGGCGUGCAGUGGCUGAAAUCUAUCGACGAGGACGAUUUGUACGCCUGGGACGGGACUUCGCACGUGAUUCACGUGGAGACUUUGUUAGAAGUCAAUCCGGAUUUGUUUCACCGAAGUUCGCGGGCGAUAAGCGCGAAGAAGAAGAAGAACAACAACAAGAAGAGGGACUUGUUUUGUUUGAUCGAGACGUGUCGAGGACGGUGUAAGGAUAUUAAGUUUGCAAAUCCGGCGAAGGUUAUCGGCGACGCGAUGAAGAACGGCGGUAAAAGUAAGGACGUGAAAAGAGAGAGAGAUUCUGUGGACGACGAUGUUGAGGCUGAGGCGAAGAGGAAAGAUAUCGGUAAAGCGGGUAAAAAGGUACGAGUGAAGAGAGAAGAGAUUGGAGGAGGAGAGAUCGAGAAAGAAGAAGAGAAACCGUUGACGGAGGAAGAGUUGGCGAGAAGAAUGCACUCAAAAAUGAACGCGAGUCCUCGAUUGGGCACGUGGACGAACGAAGAAAUCACCAACAGAGAGAACAAAAAUUUAGCAGCGGCGGCAGGAGCGGGAGCGACGCGACAACAACAACAAAAACAGCCCGCAGAGCAGCAGGAAAGGCGCGUGCCGCGACAACCGCUCCCUCGAACGAGAGCGCCGCCAAACAAGAGCACGAAUAGCGACGACGAGACCAAGCACCAGCAAAUCAUCGAUUGGUCCAAUAACGUUACCGGCGAAACCCUUUGCGAAGAAGUGCCGGUGCCGUUCAAUUACAUCACCAACCGAUUCAUGCGCUCCUCGGACGAUAAAAUCAUUGAAGAGGAACGAUACUUUGCAAAGUGUUCGUGCAACCGUUUGGCAACGAUUUUCACGAGCAACGAAGACGAUCCGGUCACGGAAGUCGACGUUCACGAUUUCAACAAAGGCGUGUGCCCGACCAAAGGCAUCGACUGCGGAUCGGUUUCGUUCAAAUUCCACGUCUUCAAAUGCCCCGACGAGCGAGUCGGGUUCGGCAUCCGCGCGACGCAAGACAUUUCUCGCGGUUCAUUCAUAUGCGAAUACAUCGGCGAGAUCAUCACGCGAGAUCAAGCGCAAGCGCGAGAGGUUCUGUACAACAAGCAAGGGUUUUACUAUUUACACGACAUCACCGGCCAGGUGUACGCGAAGCGAUACUCCAUCGACCCGACGCACAGCGGCAACCUUGGUCGAUUCUUCAACCACUCCUGCCGACCAAACUGCACCACCUUGGAGUUACCGAACAACGCGCAAAAGAACAAAAAAUACGCCUCCCCUUCGGACUGCCCGACCGAAAAAGAACGUUUGAUUGAAACCAUGAAAUACAUGCCUCGCCUCGCGUUCUUCGCCUGUAAAGACGUGAAAAAAGGCGAACAAUUAACCAUCGAUUACUCCCCAGGAAGAGACGGCGAAGAGGACGGACAGGCGUUGAGGCAAACCGUCGAGUGUCGCUGCGGGGAAGACGUCUGCAAAGGUUGGUUGUUUUAA